AACCCUGUAUAAAACAUCAGGGAAUCAGACUGUGCUCUUGCACUCUUCCGAAACACACUGGUGAAGCAUACACAGCUCAUUGCAGAGUACUCUCUUCUUCACUUCGCCUAUCGGCAAAGCUCAAGUUUGUUUUCAGCCAUGAACCAACCAAUCACACAGCAGCCAGGGCUCGCCCCACCGGCCACAGACUUCCAGAUGACUGUAAACCCUCUGAUGCCACGAGGCGUUCCACGCGCUUGGAGCUCUGGUCUUCUCCAGUGCUUCGAUGAUAUCCCGUCAUGUCUUAUUGGAUUUUUCUUCCAUCCCUGUCAUCAAUGUUGCAUUGCUUCUGAUAUGGGAGAGAGUUGCUGCGUCCCAAUGUGCCUGCCUGGCCCUCUGAUAUCGAUGAGGGCGCUUCACCGUGGACGCCACAAUGUGCAGGGGUCCCUCCUGAACGACUGUUGCACGUCCAUCUUCUGUGGCUGGUGCGCCGGAUGUCAGCUUGCACGCGAGGUACAGGGCAUCAAGAGCGGACGCAUCCCAGCAUAAAGCCCUUACGGAUGACCAAUAACCUUCUAGAGCUGCGCUGUGUCAUGAGAUGGCUGGCAAAUGAAUGGGGCAACGAACCUCUGUGGUCUAUCUUGUCUGUUAUGAGAUGAGAGAAUGGAUGACGAUAUUCAAGACAUUUCAAUAUAUUUUCUU
This is a messenger RNA of Lytechinus variegatus (green sea urchin), 681 nucleotides long. RefSeq names its product cornifelin-like. The transcript is spliced from 5 exons. Lineage: Eukaryota; Metazoa; Echinodermata; Echinoidea; Temnopleuroida; Toxopneustidae. Bases 139 to 528 code for a protein of 129 amino acids. The record is from RefSeq and is a predicted model, not a curated record.